AUGUCUCUAGCUAUUAAAAAGAGAAGUUGGGAAGAACACGUAACUGAAUGGAUGGGAUUGUCUUCAAGUUUUUCUGGUCAUGAUACAAUAUGUUGCCACAGACUUACAUCAGAUAAUUUAAAAACAGCAAUGGACAAACAUGAUGUCUUAACGGUGGAGCAAAAGGAGAAAGAUCCCAAUAUUUCAGAAUGUAUUUAUGUUGGUGGUUGCAACCACCUUUUAGAAAAUGAAAAACAAAUAUCAAAAGAUGUGGAUGAGAAUGACAACCUUGAUAUGAAUGGUCAUUACAUUUCACCAGAAGUAGAAUCAGUGGUUCAUUAUCCCGGUGAAGGUUAUUAUGAUAGUUGUAAGAUAAAUAGUAAAAUGUUAUGUCUUGAUGGACCUGUUUCAGAAAGUGAUGUUUUGCUACAGGAUAAUCUGAGCAAUGAAAGUCCAAAGCAUGAAAAUCGUGGAGCUGACAACAUAUUGGACUACAGAAAAACACAAAACGUGGAGGCAACAGAAGGCGAACAUGUGGAUAGUACAAAAGAAAUCAACCAAGAUAAUUUGCAUAUAUUAAGCUUCACUUCUGGGAUUGAUGCUCCAGUAGAAACCAUAUACCGAAGUACAGAUGUGGCGGAAAUUGGAAUGCCUGGAGAACAGCUGCUAAAGUCUGCUUUAAUUGCACAGAAAAGGAGAAAAUCUGAUGUAUCAAAAGAUGGUCAUGGAAAAAAUAUCUGUGAUGUGCUUGAUGAUUCUUUAUGUGGUAAAUGUGUAGAUGUUUGUUGUCAAUUAAUGUCUGAAACAUGUCCCAAAGGCUGCUUGAAUACUUCUCAUAUGUGUUCACAUACAAGUUGUAAAGAAAAUGGAAUAUAUAAUAAUAAACUCACAGAUCUUUCUGAUGCAAAAAAAGAAGACAAACAAAGUGCAAGUUCAAAAGAUGCUGCACAAAGUUUAGAACCGAAGGAUAAAAUUCCCACUUGUGGAAUAGCAUAUGAACAGGUUAGACUUCGAAGAAAAAAGAAACUAAAGGAAAGCCGAGAUCGUUCAAAACUGGACUCAAUGGUGCUGCUUAUAAUGAAACUGGAUCAGCUUGACCAAGACAUAGAAAAUGCUCUCAGUACUGGGCAAUCUCCAUCCUGGACUCCUACACUUAAACAAAGAGACAUACCUAUAGAACAGCAGGAACCAAUCAGCAGCUAG
Molecule: messenger RNA, 1182 nt
Organism: Bombina bombina (fire-bellied toad)
Lineage: Eukaryota; Metazoa; Chordata; Amphibia; Anura; Bombinatoridae
Product: rho GTPase-activating protein 7-like
Exons: 3
Coding region: 1-1182 (393 amino acids)
Source: RefSeq, a predicted model, not a curated record